Messenger RNA from Micropterus salmoides (largemouth bass), 2741 nucleotides. RefSeq names its product cugbp, Elav-like family member 5a (gene celf5a). Gene Ontology annotation, molecular function: mRNA binding. Gene Ontology annotation, cellular component: cytoplasm; ribonucleoprotein complex; nucleus. The transcript is spliced from 14 exons. NCBI's taxonomy places the organism in Eukaryota, Metazoa, Chordata, Actinopteri, Centrarchiformes, Centrarchidae. Gene Ontology annotation, biological process: mRNA splice site recognition; regulation of alternative mRNA splicing, via spliceosome. The record is from RefSeq and is a predicted model, not a curated record. The coding region runs from base 316 to 1968 and encodes 550 amino acids.
GACUAGCAGGCAGGCAGAUUACUGAGGGGAGUUACUCAACACUAAACAUCAGAGUAAUAUAAACAAGCGGACAGAUCACAAAUGAACUAACACCAACAAGGAACACAGACAGAAGCUAAGACUUGAACAGAACUCAGAACAGACAUGGGCAAAACACAGAAGUACACAGACCAGGAGUAAACACUUAAGACAUGAACUAAGGCACAGGACUAGGAACACAGACAUGGAACAAAAACCCAGACUCCGCAACAAGACACACAGACUGAAACCCAGACACGCACAGGACAGGAUUGUGACAAAUGUAAGAGGGCUAACAUGCUGAGGCAUCCGCCAAACACAUCUACUUUGACUCCUGUCCCUGCCAGCUCCCAUUCAGACGACCAGCCACAUUCACUCAGAAUGGCCAGAUUCACUCAGACUGAAACAAGAAGGCAGCACCAUCCACAGCAGCCCCAGCCCGCUCACUCCAGCCUGGUUUUCACCGGACCGGGGGCACCAACGACCCAACAACCACUACUACUUAUCCCACAUCAGCACCAGUACCCUCAGAUCACAUUCCCGAAACCCAUGAACGGGUCAGAACCCAUUUCAAUUCAUCCGGAGAGCGGCAACAUGAAAGACCAAGAUGCCAUUAAGCUGUUUAUCGGGCAGAUACCGCGGAACUUGGAAGAAAAAGACCUGAAACCCCUGUUUGAACAGUUUGGGAAAAUCCACGAACUGACAGUUCUCAAGGACCGAUACACCGGCAUGCACAAAGGUUGUGCAUUUCUCACCUACUGCGCCCGAGAGUCUGCCAUCAAAGCCCAGAACGCCCUCCAUGAACAGAAAACACUGCCAGGGAUGACUCGCCCCAUCCAGGUGAAACCGGCUGACAGCGAGAGCCGUGGAGAAGACAGGAAGUUGUUUGUUGGGAUGCUGAACAAACAACAGACCGAGGAGGAUGUUUACCGCCUCUUCGAACCCUACGGAGUCAUCGAGGAGUGCACGGUCCUAAGAGGUCCUGACGGAAACAGCAAAGGUUGCGCCUUUGUCAAGUUCUCCACACAUACUGAGGCUCAGUCUGCAAUCAGUGCCCUCCACGGCAGCCAGACCAUGCCAGGUGCUUCCUCCAGCUUGGUGGUCAAGUUUGCCGACACAGACAAGGAGCGCACCAUCAGACGUAUGCAGCAGAUGGUUGGGCAGUUUGGCAUAUUCAACCCAGCCAUCGCCCUUCCCUUCAGCACCUACAGCUCUUACGCACAUGCGCUCAUGCAGCAGCAGGCAGCCAUCAUGGCAGCAAGCCACGGAGGUUACCUCACGCCUAGCGUGGCUUUCCCCGCCACACAGAUCCACCAGAUGGGGGCGCUCAACAUCAACAGCCUCCCACCCACCCCCAUGACCCCGGUGUCGGGCCUCAGUUCUCCACCAGCCAACAUCACCACCUCCGCCGUGCCCAGCAUCGUAACGCCCAUCGUCAACGGAUUCACCGGCAUCCCUCAUCAGCCCAACGGACACCCUGCUGUGGAGACUGUGUACACCAACGGCCUGCCGCCCUACUCCACCCAGAGCCCCACCGCUGCUGACACCCUCCAGCAAGCCUUCACUGGAGUACAGCAAUACACAGCAAUCUACCCAGCCACCACGCUGACUCCCAUUGGCCAGACACUGCCCCAACCACCCCAGGUCAUCCAGCAGCAGCAGCAGAGAGAAGGUGAGGGUCCGGAGGGUUGUAACCUGUUCAUCUACCACCUGCCACAAGAGUUUGGAGACAAUGAACUCAUGCAGAUGUUUCUGCCCUUCGGCACCGUCAUCUCCUCUAAGGUCUUCAUGGACCGGGCAACCAACCAGAGCAAGUGCUUCGGCUUUGUGAGCUUCGACAACCCUGCUAGUGCACAGGCAGCUAUUCAAGCCAUGAAUGGCUUUCAGAUUGGGAUGAAGAGGUUGAAAGUCCAGCUAAAGAGACCGAAGGAUGCCAGCCGCCCUUACUGACACAGCCUACCUUCAGUAUUCAUUGCAGCAGCACAGGUUUUAGAGGACACGUGAAGAUAUCUCGGAGGAGUUAAACUUUUUUUCUUUGAAAGCAAAAUAUGUUUUAAAAAAAUCGACACAUACAGAAUUUUUGAAGACAUAUCAGCAUUUACUUAUGAAGAUAUAGGUUAUGGCAGAAAAAGAAGAUAGAAGCGAAAGAGGAGGAGGCGCUUCACCGGGGGACAUUAACAGUAACAGAUGGCACAGUGCAAGGAAGACGAGAAGAAAAAAAACUGAAAAAAGAUGUGAUGAGACUGAACAACAGAACUUUUUCUUGUUGAGACUUGAAUUGUUAAUUAAGCAACAAACUAACAAACAAAAAAGCAGCAACAACAAAUAGAUUUCUAUAUACAUAUUAUAUACACAUAUAUAUAAGGAAAGAGGCGCUUGUGGCUUUUACUGUACUGGACAAAUGAGGGUUAAAACUUGAAGAUCAAGAAAACAGUGGAAAAAAGAAGCUAUUCUAUACGUCCACUGACAGACUUUCUUUCUCUUUCCCUCUUUCUCUUAUUCUCUCACCGUCUCUCUCAGCAAGUGCAGAACUAUGACUCUUGCAGGUCACUGAGGUUUCCAUUAGCAACAGUAGAACUGCAAAUCUUUCACCCCUAAGGGACCAAAGGACCAAACAUUUUUAUUGUUCUGAACAGUAAUAUAUAGUAUUAAUGAUACUAAUACUGCAAACUACUACUAAUAAUAUUACAAGUUAAACUUAAGAAGAAAUACUAGCUUCAGGU